Messenger RNA from Penicillium malachiteum, 501 nucleotides. RefSeq names its product putative ubiquitin conjugating enzyme (UbcJ) (gene pex4). The record is from RefSeq and is a predicted model, not a curated record. The transcript has 2 exons. NCBI's taxonomy places the organism in Eukaryota, Fungi, Ascomycota, Eurotiomycetes, Eurotiales, Aspergillaceae. The coding region runs from base 1 to 501 and encodes 166 amino acids.
AUGGCUGCCCCGACAAGUCAAACGACACAGCGUCUAUUGCGCGAGCUGAAAGAAUAUGCCAAGUCUCCAAAUGAGGUUCUGCUGCAUCUCGGUCCUGUCGAGGAUGAUGACUUGUUGCGCUGGGAGGCAGUCUUGAGGGGUGUCAAGGGUUCUCCCUACGAAGGCGGCCUCUGGCAUCUCCGUAUUGUCAUCCCACCCAAUUACCCUCUCGCGCCGCCGACCAUCACCUUCAACACUCGUAUAUCGCAUCCGAAUAUCUCCUUUACAACCGGCGAGAUCUGUCUGACUCUGUUGACAACCGAGCACUGGAGUCCUGUAUAUACUCUUUCGUCCACUCUCACUGCUAUUCACCAAUUGCUUACCGACCCUCAACCGGACUCGCCGCUCAAUGUGGACGUUGCGGCACUAUUGCGCGACGGAGAUCUUCCUGCCUGGGAGAGUGUAGUCCGGUAUUGGACAAGUGAGGAGCGGUGGCAAGGAGGUGGUAAUUUGGCAGCUUGA